Drosophila guanche is the source of this 767-nucleotide messenger RNA. It is a transcript of the gene vnc, whose product is annotated as N-alpha-acetyltransferase 10. The coding region runs from base 31 to 573 and encodes 180 amino acids. Gene Ontology annotation, molecular function: protein N-terminal-serine acetyltransferase activity; protein-N-terminal-glutamate acetyltransferase activity. Gene Ontology annotation, cellular component: NatA complex. The transcript has a single exon. Gene Ontology annotation, biological process: N-terminal peptidyl-glutamic acid acetylation. The record is from RefSeq and is a predicted model, not a curated record. Lineage: Eukaryota; Metazoa; Arthropoda; Insecta; Diptera; Drosophilidae.
UCCCUGUUACACCUUCAAAACAACUUCAAGAUGAACAUUCGCUGUGCUAAGCCCGAGGAUCUGAUGACCAUGCAGCACUGCAAUCUGCUCUGCCUGCCCGAGAACUAUCAGAUGAAGUAUUACUUCUACCACGGCCUCACCUGGCCCCAGCUGAGCUACGUGGCCGAGGACGACAAGGGUGGCAUUGUGGGCUAUGUCCUGGCCAAAAUGGAGGAGCCCGAGCCAAGCGACGAGACCCGUCACGGCCACAUCACCUCGCUGGCCGUCAAGCGCUCGUAUCGCCGCCUGGGCCUCGCCCAGAAGCUCAUGAAUCAGGCCUCGCAGGCCAUGGUUGAGUGCUUCAACGCCCAGUACGUGUCGCUGCAUGUGCGCAAGAGCAACCGUGCCGCCCUCAACCUCUACACCAACUCGCUGAAGUUUAAGAUCAUCGAGGUGGAGCCCAAGUACUAUGCGGACGGGGAGGAUGCCUAUGCCAUGCGCCGCGAUCUCAGCGAAUUCUCCGAGGACGAUGACGACAAGCCCAAGACCAAGUCCAAGGAUGCUGCCAACGAGGAGACGGCCGGCGGUGAUUAAGAUCCAGCGUAAAGCCAGCGGCAACGAUGGUCAUCCGGCCGCUGGCUGCCGGCUGCCAGCUGCUGCUGCAUGCGUUUCGAAGUUUUUUUUGCAUUUUUGUGCAUUAGGUUUUUGUAAUUAAUGUAACAAGCCCCCCCACACACGUACACACAUAUAAAAAGUAACUAAAAUUUAACAAAGAUAAUGACAAAGAA